Molecule: messenger RNA, 3536 nt
Organism: Fopius arisanus
Lineage: Eukaryota; Metazoa; Arthropoda; Insecta; Hymenoptera; Braconidae
Product: cell wall protein DAN4
Exons: 8
Coding region: 174-3053 (959 amino acids)
Biological process (GO): cell adhesion; extracellular matrix organization
Cellular component (GO): extracellular matrix
Molecular function (GO): cell adhesion molecule binding
Source: RefSeq, a predicted model, not a curated record
AGCGUACGUCAACUACAGGGAGAAUAAGAAAGAGAGGCAUCAGGAAAAUAAUAUCCUCGAUAAGAUAAAAAAUUUGAGGUCUUCGGAUUUUUAUUGUCUUCCCCUUUUUUUUUUCUUUUUUUUUUCCUAUUUUCUGGGGAUUUCGCGAGUUUUUGUGAACAGUGCGGGGCAGAAUGGGUCGUGCGAUGGUGUUUAUGGUGUGGGGAUUUAUGGGGAUUGCUCUGGCCCACCCUGGGGCUGAUCCCGAGAUUCUCCCAGGAAGUGACUUGACUAAUUUCUCAGGAUUUCCGGUGCGUCAAACCCCUGACCCGCGAGUGCGACUCUCGUCGACGCAACAGCAGCAGAUCCUGACGGACGUCCAACAGCACCAGCUGCGAUACAAUUUUCCUGGUAAUUCCCACGUAACAUUUCCCCAGCCCCAGCUAGCAUCAAAAUCCGACGCAGGGUUGUACCCCUCCCUGGCGAAAUACCGAGUCGACCGAACAAAAUCAUCAACAGAGCGUCCAUUUCCCCAAACAGCUCAAUACUCAAUUCCCCAGUUUUCCUCUUCCCUGUUCCCGAAUUUUCCAAGCGCAACGGAUCUCCCGUCGACGUACUACAACGACGCCUCCUCCAUCAGCCUGCAGAGCUACUACGAGAAACAACGGGAGCUAGAUCUCCUCCGGAAGCAGCGAGAGCAACUGAUCCUCGAGCAGAACGAGCUGAGAAGACAACAGGAGCUUCUGCGACAGCAACAGCUAAAAGCCCUGACCUCGACAACAACGAGUACAACACCAGCGACAACGAGUGCUUCAUCGUUGCUGUUGUCUUCGCCAACGUCCAGACGAAUCACUCCAGCGGAAUCCGAGCUCUUCCUGAAAGCAAUAGCCACUCACCAGAAGAAAUUCACAACGACAGCGAAGCCGCUGACAGCAUCACUCACACCACUGACAUCGCCCAAACCGCAAGAGCCGAAGCUUGAGGAGCCCCAGGACAUCCCGAAAGACCUUCUCCAGCUGAUUCAGGCACAGAAUCCCCAGCUGAUAGCCACCGGCAAGAACAAGCCCCAGAUUAAGAUAAUCUAUCAAACUGAGAAACCAGCGACGCGUCCCUCAAAGUCAAAGACUUCCGAGAAGGAUCAGCUGCUGCGCCAGCUGAAGCUAGCCCUCGCCGAGAACAGCGACGACGAGAAGAACGUGACAACCCGGGACCUGGUGCUGCCGAAUGGACGGAAACUGCAGAUUAUUCAGGCACCGAAUGGGCUGUCCUCUAUUGUACCGAAUGAGGGAUCGAGUCAAUUUCAAACUGUGACACAAGCUUUGGAUUUGAAUGCCAGCUCGACGACGACUGUCAAGCCUGCCAAGACGGUCCUAGAAGAGCUAACAAAGGGGGUUCUACCACCAGGUGCUGACUUCGAGGUGUUGAGGCACAAGGAUGAUGGAAAGCUCGAGGAUGUCGCAAGAUCGACGAUUCAGGGAGCUGGCAAGAAGGUGACGUUCGUCGUUCUCGAAGAACAGUCCGAUGGAACUUUCAAGGUUCAAGGGGUCAAGGGGAAUUCCAAGGAGGACGGUGGUGUUGACGUUGAGAGCAUCGUCGAGAAGAUUAAGAAAGGGGAGAUCAAGUUGCCACCGAGCUCGAAGAGCCCGAGGGAGCCGAAGGGGACGACCAAGGGUGUCACCAAGGAGGAGAAGGCAACCACCAUCAAGUACACCGGAUUACCCAGCUCUGCUAAGAUCAGGGACAGUUCCAGUGAUUUAUCGGCCGAUUACUCCCCUCGCGUGACUGUAACCCCGAAGUCGGUGUCCCAAUUGGAUAAUUACGUCACCUCAGCAUCAACUCAGUCUGCGAAUAUCUUCAACUCCAUCUCGACAUUCAAUCCAACAACAGCUAGAUCUCCAUCCACCGCGUACAGAUCAAUCUCAACGACAAUUCACCCACCCAGGAGUCACUUCAUACCAACAAUGGCGCCAGUUAGUGAAAUCAUAAGUACGACACAUCCGCCGGUAUUCACGACCUCGUAUGGACCUCAAUCCUCGUCGUACGUUCACUUCGCUAGUUCCACAGUUUCACCGAUUCCCAGAGGCAUCUCAAGCACCGAAGCCACGAGUUUGAAUAGCGCUGGAGCAAGUGAAAAUCUCAUAUUCAAUGACUUGGGUGGAAAUUCCGGUGCCUCCUUCGAGGCAACCACUCCUGGGGAUGCUCAACCCCUCGAGACUAUCGCCAAUUUGUUGAGGAGGGAGGGAUUAUUCGCAAUGGCUAAAUAUCUCAGGCAAUCCGGACUCGAUACUGUACUCAAUGAAACUGGUCCUUAUACGAUAUUUGUGCCGACGGACAAGGCCUUCAGGACACUCCUGGUGCAGCUCGGAGGCCCUGAAAAGGCUGAGCAGAAAUUUAAGGAAAAUCCUCGACUCCUGAGUGGUCUGUUACUGCACCACGUAAUUCCAGGUGCGUUUAGAAUCGACUCAUUGCAGGACGAAAUGACAGGUGUUUCGCUGGCCGGAACUCAACUGAGAGUUAAUGUUUAUGAUAUGCAUGAUCAGGAGUGGAAUGACGUUAAGGUGACAACGAUAAAUGGGGCAAGAGUAGCGCCCAACAAACGUGACAUAGAGAUACCACAGGGAAUUGCCCAUGCAGUAGACCGUGUUAUGUUUCCACUUCCUGUUGGUGAUUUAACGCAGACCCUUGCUGCCGAUCGGGAACAGAGAUUUGGUACUUUCUUGAGAAUACUACAUGCAUCCGGUCUUGAGGAUACCCUUGCUGGGACCAAGACAUUUACAGUAUUUGCCCCAACGGAUUCGGCGUUUGCAGCCGCCGCGUCGAACUCGGGACGAGGAGUUUGGACCGACGGAGAUGGUCCGGAAUUAGCUAAAAAUAUAAUUUCACGACACAUUAUACCAACGACGAUGUACACAGCUGGUAUGAGAUUCUACCACCAAAAGGACACACUCAGGCCGCAGUUUACAUUGAGAAUCCAGAAAAAUGGAGGUCGCGUUAAGGUGAAUGAAGCUCAAGUGUUGACUCACAAUAUUCCAGCGACCAACGGUGUAAUUCACGCAAUCGACUCAAUGCUGUAACAACCAGUGAAUUAAACGAUAAUUGAUAACGAAAAAUUGAUAACGAAAAAUCUUCGACGAAAUGCCAUAAAGUCGAGUGCAGGUGGUGGAGAAGACAUUCAGAAAAUUCCACGUGUUUCAGCUGAAAAAGAUAAAAUAUGAAAAACAACCGUAUUUUUCAUAGAUAAAAAAUUGAUAAAAUUGAGCUAUGUGUAUUCUGAAUAAUACUUAAUGAAACGAUUUUUUUAGGCACUUGAAUAACUAGCUUUAGCCGACGAAUACACGAGAACUAACUAAUUUAUGCGUAAUGGUUCCACGUGGGUUAAGAAAAACACAAACGAAAAAGUAUUAACCUUCUACAUUUUUAUUUCUUAUCUCUAAAUGAAAUCAAGUCGAUUGUAUAGUGAUGGCGAUAUGUCUAUAACAGCGAAGUUGUCUAUCGAACAGUUUGUAUUAUUAUUGAAUAAAGUGUACAGAAUUUAUAAAUACCUUAUCACGUUCAAU